ACGUCACUACUCCGAUGUUUCCAGCGCCCUGGCCGUCAAUUUGAAGUGAUUUUCAGUUGUGCUUCCGUUACACGAGUAUACGAUCGUGUUCAACAUAUUUGCGUUGCGUCGUUGUUACACAGGAUGACGGACUUCAAGCAACAUUACAAGAAUCCACGUCCGGGAUUCGGCGACGUGGAUCACAGGAGAUAUCUGCGCGCUUUCAACCACGAUAAAUCUCGCCGGGAGGUCAGAACACGGACUUUCGACAAUAAUCGCAACCUGCAAGACGUUUCGGCGCCAACGAGCCCACAGCCCGCAAAGGAUGUAUCGACUGUUGCUGAUGACCGUAUGAAAAAAUUAAUAAGAUGGAAAGAGGAACGCAACAGGAAGAAGAAGCUUGAAGCUGCCUUGAAAAAACCUGCUUUUAGAGUUGGUGUCGUUCAUCACUCUUUAUGCUCUCCGCGUAUUAGGAGCGACACAGUUGUAACUGCGAAGAAAAUACCGAAGAAAACGGAAAAGUCAAACAUUACCAGGAAACCGCUUACAAGGGCUACAGAGAAACGUUUGCUAGAGAAAAUAGCUUCUGGUAAGCAACCAAUAAAGAAUCUAAAUUUGAUAAAACGUCCUGUAAAUACGAAAACGCCGACUCCUAAGAAACAGAAAUCAUUCGCCCCUCUCGAUUAUCGUUUUAAACCUCCAUCCGGUUUGCCAAAAGUAUCUUCUCUAUUAUUCGGUCUUGUAUCAAUAAAACAAACGCCGCAAGAAACACCAUCGCAGAAGUCUGAGCAAACUUUUUCUGAUCGUACAGAGAACUUGAAAUCUUCCACGCACUCGACGUCAUUAAAUAAACAAAACUCGUCGCAGAAAUUAAAUAAAUCGAUUAUUCGAGAGUCAGACGAAUUAACUACAACUAAAACAACAAGAUCUUCAUUGAAGGAACAGGCUAAGAAUCAGACAAGCAUACAAGAUUCCUUGCAAGAAGAAAAAUCAUCUUCAUCAAGCAGUGAUAUUGAUAUGAAAACGUCACCAAAGACUCCAACAUCUUCCGAGAAAGAAAAUUGUAAUAUGGAAGAUCUUAUUAUCUUUUCGCCGUAUCUCACACGAAGCCGUGGUAAGAGAAACUCUAGGAAAGAGGGACAGCAGCGGCUGGGCAUUGGUCGUCGAUCUGAGGAAAUCCCAACUAAAGAGACUGUUAUGAAGAAUUUGAACAUAUGCGUGGAAGAGGAAGAACGUACUGCUCAAUACUUCAAGUAUCUUGUGAACAAAGAAACGGAUAGACUUAAGGAGAUUUGUAAGAAAUGGCUGGACAUUGGAUCAGAGAAUGAUAUUCCAGAGGAAGCUAAAUAUGAGAUACAACAAGCGGUGGGGCAGACAAAUUUGUUGCUGAAUAAAAAGUUCGAAAGAUUUCGUGGUUUAGUACAGGACUGCGAGACUGGUAAAGGAGAAAUGUUGGUUACAUGCAGAGAUUUGCAAGGAUUUUGGGAUAUGACGUACAUGGAGAUCAAGGAUUGUGAUGCGCGAUUUGAGAAAUUGGAGCAUCGUCAAAGCAACGGAUGGCAGGAGGAGGAACACGCUGUUGUCAAGCGUGCUGUUAAAAAACGAAUGCCUGUGAAAAGACAAAUUGUAUCAUCAAAGCCAAGUGCUUUAAAAUCGUUAAUCCAGGCUGCCAGAAAAAAUAAAAUGGAAGCAGGAACAUUAAGUAAGGAAGUUCUUUUGCCGCAAGAUAUACAUAUAAAUGAAAAACCAAUUAAAAAAGAAGCUUUUGUUGAACUUGACGAAAACACUGAUAAUCGACGUAGCGCAAGGAGAUCUAAAUCCCACGAGCUUACUGAAAGCAAAUUAACUCCUGCUCGAGGUGAGAGCUUUAAAGCAAUUUCGGUACAGAAAGUGCAUUCAUCUUCCGAUAAAUUCAAAAGAAUGAAAAGUCCAUUCGCUGUUAUGAAAAUAAGUCAAAAGUGUAAAACACCCGAAGUUCAAUUAGAUGACACAAUAUCGUACGUUAACUCCGAUCAAACGCCAGGUAAGAGUAUAUUGAAGAAAUCGGAAGAAUUAGAGACUAAGGAAGCCCGCAUGAAGUCCGCGCAUAAAGUCAAUUUUGAUGAUCGAGUAGUUUCGACUGAGGUCCCUCUUGAUGAAGAAAUCCAGACUCAAUUAAAUUUAUCUGCUGCAUUAAACAGAAUAGAUAAUUUCGAUUCAAUGGAAACGAUAAAUCCAUUACUAACGCCACACAUUAAUGCCGAAAAAAGAUUAGACUUUGAAAUUGAAGAUACUUACAGCAGCGACGAUCUGAGUCAAUUGAACCUCACAAUAAAUACGAAAAUAAAAAAACGAUAUAAAUCUAAGUCGUCUAUUCGAAAUACUUCAGAUGCUAUUGUGCAGCCACUUAACGAUAUAACAUCAUCAGUACCCAUGAAAGAAUUAUCGCCAAAUAAUGUGAAGAUUACAUCUAGGAAAAGUUUAAAAAAUCUAAUUCAACAUAAGGACACACCAAGCAGAAAAAAUAAUAUUUUGUUUUCACCUACAACGGGAGCUGACAAAAUUAUUACUGAAACAAUUUCAAAGGAUAUGGAAGAGCUUGAUUUAGGAAUGAGAAUACUUCGAAAUAGAACUGUGCCGGCAAAUAAUACUCCUAAAAGCAGUCGUACUAGCAAAACGAUGACUCCAAAAAGGACAAAUGUUAAUAAAGAGGAAAAUAAGACUCCUCGGAAGUUAAGGAAAAGUUCAUCAAAGUUAUCGCAAAAAAACGAAAAUGAGUACAUGACAGAAAAUGGACGUAAUAUAAUAGAGACUGUGACAUUGGUAGACAAUAUUAAGAAAAGAUCACUUCGAAAAAGUGUUACGUUUGAUGCAACCUGUGUGGCAUGUGCCGAAAACAAACCAACACUGCCUAUGACUCCUUAUUCACGUCGUAGCAAGACGCUUUCAAGACAGAGUCAGAGCAAAGAUGCACUUGACCUUAUGUCAUGGGACACGCCAGACAGAAAACAUCAACGCCGUAGAACUACUAGAUCUCACUCAAAUAAUUCGUAGUAUCUUUUCACGUAUUAUAUAUUUAUAUGUUGUAUUUGUAUACAAAUGAAGCUGACAUGAUUGCUUUUUUUAUAUAAUGACAUUUAAUGGGUUACUUGCGUACAACAAAUGUAUUAUAGAAUAUUUCAUUUGUUUAACGUAAUUUAAGAUGUUCAAUAUAGGAGAAUUUUUUAUAACGUU
Messenger RNA from Wasmannia auropunctata (little fire ant), 3192 nucleotides. Its product is annotated as disks large-associated protein 5. The record is from RefSeq and is a predicted model, not a curated record. Gene Ontology annotation, molecular function: microtubule binding. The coding region runs from base 124 to 3012 and encodes 962 amino acids. Gene Ontology annotation, biological process: mitotic spindle organization; chromosome segregation; centrosome localization. Gene Ontology annotation, cellular component: nucleus; cytoplasm; spindle pole centrosome. The transcript is spliced from 5 exons. NCBI's taxonomy places the organism in Eukaryota, Metazoa, Arthropoda, Insecta, Hymenoptera, Formicidae.